This is a messenger RNA of Hypoxylon trugodes, 545 nucleotides long. RefSeq lists its product as uncharacterized. The transcript is spliced from 3 exons. Lineage: Eukaryota; Fungi; Ascomycota; Sordariomycetes; Xylariales; Hypoxylaceae. Bases 157 to 438 code for a protein of 93 amino acids. The record is from RefSeq and is a predicted model, not a curated record.
CAUCAUUGGCUUUCGUAGAGUUGGUCUAUUUGGAUAAGAAGUCUUGCCAACCACAUCUCGCGAUACGCCUAAUUGUUUGGCACUAUCUACAGUCAAGCAUUAGAUGACGAGUCUGAUUCGGGUUUCCGUUGUAGACAACCUUAUUUACUACCAUUCAUGCAUUUUCUGAAUUCUUUUUUUUUUUUCAUAUUGGUUAUUUUCUCCUUCAACCAAUAUCAUAUUCUAACUUUUACAGAUCUCAACACUGUCUUGACUGACAAUACUUUGGUCAGUACGGUCUUACCACUCAGAAGACUUGGUCCUACUGCAUAUGAUGAUUUGACGAAAAAAUUGACAAGCAUAUGUCAGAGCUUCACAGCGUUGAUGACUCCAGUCAUGCCUGACCGCAGUGGACCAAGUCUCUUGAUGUUCUUCCGCCGAAGGAUAUCAACUAACUAGUUGGAAUAGUUGAAUUAAAUUUGCCUUGGAUACUUUAUUAUAAGUGCACUAUUCGAAUAUCAUACUCGUAACUCCCCAUCUUUUGUUGGUGCUCUGUAGCAAGCGAU